Messenger RNA from Juglans regia (Persian walnut), 2137 nucleotides. Its product is annotated as probable WRKY transcription factor 47. Bases 114 to 1736 code for a protein of 540 amino acids. The transcript has 6 exons. Gene Ontology annotation, biological process: regulation of DNA-templated transcription. Lineage: Eukaryota; Viridiplantae; Streptophyta; Magnoliopsida; Fagales; Juglandaceae. Gene Ontology annotation, molecular function: sequence-specific DNA binding; DNA-binding transcription factor activity. The record is from RefSeq and is a predicted model, not a curated record.
UUCAAAUAAAGACCAGUACUGCUAGCUUGGACGUAUCUAACUUGCCAUCAAUUCUAUAUAUAUAAGUUGUUCGAUCAAAAUUCUUUAAAUCUGUACCCCAACUCUCCGGGGACAUGGCAUCAUCGCACUCCGGUGAAGAUCAUGAGCUUGCUCGGCCAAUUAAUAUUACUAAUUCAGUCCUAGAGAAUUUCAUGGAUGCAAAAUCUGCACAUCAGAUCAAGGAAUUUCAUGACUUCUUUGCACGGAGUCGUUGUUGCGAGGUAACUGAGAAAAGGCCACCACUACCACACCAAGAUGACAAGGAUGCACCGCCAUUAAUCCUAAAGCCAAAGGCCGAGUGCUCCAUUGAUAUUGCCGGAUUGAAAGAUCUAAUUCCCAGUCCAAAUAAGGUUACACAGGAAAGUAAAUUUGAUCAAGAGCAGCCCUUAAACCAAUUGACCUUGCUAAGGGCAAACCUUGAGCUGGCAAGGAACGAAAAUGGGAAUCUGAAAGAAAUGUUGGCUCGAGCAACCAAGAAUUACACAGCUCUUCAGAGUCAUCUCCUACUUUUAGUGCAGCCACGGGCGGCCAACAUCAAGCACUAUUUUCUGCCGAAGGACGAUGACAGUACACAUGAAAAGGGUGGUUCGUUGGUACAUGAUGACCGGAGGCCAUCGACUCCAUUAUUAUUGGAUAUAAAUGAACCUUUUCGUUCAGACAACUGGAAACAAGAAAUGGAUCGUCAUGAUGAUCAUGACAUGAUUAAUAAAAUUGAAAGGAAACAUAAGAUUUCGACGGCGGAUGAUGAUGAUCAUGGCGGUGUUAAUGAUGUUCAUGAUCAUCAUCAUACAUCAAAAUUACGUUGGGAGCCACGAACAAAGAACGUAGAGCCGGCCGAGAAGAUACCAGCUCAUGAUCACGAGGUGUCAUGUAAGAAGGCAAGGGUGUCCAUAAGAGCACGAUCAAAUGCACCUUUGAUGAGUGAUGGAUGUCAAUGGAGGAAAUAUGGUCAGAAGACCGCAAAGGGUAACCCUUGUCCACGUGCCUACUAUCGCUGCACCAUGGCCAUUGGAUGUCCAGUUCGUAAGCAGGUCCAAAGGUGUGCACAGGACACGUCCGUCCUCAUAACAACCUAUGAAGCAAACCAUAACCACCCUCUCCCACCGGCAGCCACAAUCAUGGCUAAAACAACAUCAGCAGCGGCCAACAUGCUACUUUCCGGCUCCACCACCAGCGACAUGAUCAAUUCUUCAAAGGCCGGCCUCUUCACGUCAAUGCCUAGUUAUCCCUCUAGUACCAUAGCCACCACUUCCUACUCCGCACCAUAUCCCAAGCUCACACUUGACUUAACGCACGUUCCUGAUCAUGACCACUCCAUCAUGAAGUUCCAACAUCGCCCCCCUUUCUCACUAUCCUCCCCUGCAUCCUUCUUCCGUGAUCUGCCAUUGCAUGGAUACCCAGUACAGCAACUCGCACGGCAUCCCUUGUGCAUGUCAUCAGAGAAGCAUGAGGAGCUCAGUUCCGGGGUGAAUACAGUCGGUGCAGCUAUUGCCACGGACCAUGACUUCACAGCCGCACUAGCUGCAGCCGUUUCCUCUAUCAUCCAGGGUACAGGAGCUCAGGACAACAAGAAUUCCAACCACAGUACCGAUCACGUUGAUGCUGCACGCGACAGUAGUAAUUCACCUAAAAUGCCAGUAAUAGUGCCUGGUUCCCCACAAUUUCCUCAGUCUUGCACCACUUUCACCACUAAUUAGUAGUACUACUUGCUGUAAUUGACGAAAUAAGAAAGUACUGGAUGCCUCGGCCUUUCAAGGAAAGAACACGUGCAUGUUUCAUAUAAUAAGAUGUUCCCCCCGGAAAUUGUUUGGGCUAUUGGGUAAUAAUUAUGUCUUUAAUUAAGAUAAUGAUUAAUCUAAGUAGAAUUAUACAAUCACCCUGAAAUGUCUCGUUUAGACCUUGUAGUACUGCUUACAUAUAAAAAACUAUAGCAAGGAGGAGAAAGCAAGACAUGAAUUAUAAUAUAUGAUCUCAACAGAUGACAAUCUAGCUCCUAGGGAUAUAUGAAAUGCACCUAGACAAGUCCAACAGGCCUAUCCAUUGAAGACCGUGCAUGGGAGUUGAUUAUUAAAUGAUUUCCCAAAGUACUUGCUGCAUU